UCAUCCGAGGGCGUCUCCUCCCGCUCUCGACCCCUAUUUCCCUUCUGAAUCUGGCCCGAAGGAGGGUGUCCUCAGCCCCCCGGCCUGGAAGCCGCGCACCCUGGAGGGUUCUAAUGGCGGCGCUAGCUGCAGGGUCCGCUCCGGCAGGCACCACCCCCUGCUCUCGCGGCAGCUCCUGGAGCGCGGACCUAGACAAGUGCAUGGACUGCGCAUCGUGCCCCACGCGACCGCACAGCGACUUCUGCCUGGGCUGCGCUGCGGCCCCUCCAGCCUCCUUCAGGCUGCUGUGGCCCAUCCUUGGGGGUGCCCUGAGCCUGGCCCUCGUUCUGGGGCUGCUUUCCGGAUUCCUGGUCUGGAGACGGUGCCGCAGGAGAGAAAAGUUUACCAGAGACCGGCGGGGAGGGCUGUCCUGGCGUGGCACUGAUCCAGUGACAGUGAGCACCCCCUGCCAGCAGGAGGCUGCGCCCACUCAUCAUUCAUUCAUUCAUUCUGGAGCCAGCCCCAGCCUCCCAGACACAGCCAGAGCCAGGCUGCUCCAACCACAGGGGUGUGGAGGGAUGGGGGACAGCGAAUCACCUCUCUGAGGCCUGGGUCCAGGCUUCAGAAGGGCCUUCCAAGGUGUCUGACUGCCCUGACUCUGGCUCCAGAAUAGAAAAGGAGACCCUGGCUGGCUCAUGCCAGACAGCUGAUACUAAGGAACCACAGCAUUUGCACAAGGGUCCCCCCACCCCCACUAUGGCCUGGGGGCCAGGCUGACCUGAGGGAUAGACACAACAUCAGGACCCACCCACUCAGAUGUACUGAAAUUCCACCACGGGGUCUCAGCCUGGGGGGCUAGGGACCUGUUCCUAACACUAGGGGGCUGGCCCUCUAGCAGGGCUGGCCCUAAGACACUGCCCCUCCAACCCCCAAAAGGGGGGAGAUAUUUAUUUUGGGAAGAAAGUUUGGAGGGGGAGAGAAUUUAUUAAUAAAAGAAUCUUUAACUUUAAA
Lipotes vexillifer (Yangtze River dolphin) is the source of this 990-nucleotide messenger RNA. RefSeq names its product TNF receptor superfamily member 12A (gene TNFRSF12A). The transcript is spliced from 4 exons. The coding region runs from base 114 to 584 and encodes 156 amino acids. The record is from RefSeq and is a predicted model, not a curated record. Lineage: Eukaryota; Metazoa; Chordata; Mammalia; Artiodactyla; Lipotidae. Gene Ontology annotation, biological process: positive regulation of extrinsic apoptotic signaling pathway. Gene Ontology annotation, cellular component: plasma membrane. Gene Ontology annotation, molecular function: protein binding.